CCAGCCUGGCGGGGGACUGAGUGCCCCUGGCCAAUACUACAGAGCCUGGGGGCUGGGCAGUGGGCAGGCAGGGCAGGGCCUGGACCUGGUCCAGGAAAGAGCUAAUUAUCAACCGGCUGCGGUGUCUGUGCAGCAGCCCUGGGCCUGCCUCUCCGUCACCGGCCCUCAGGCGCAGGGAGGAAGUAGGGCAGGAAGCAGGGGGCGGAGGCCGCUGUACAGUCAGCCCGGCUGUGGGCGGCCCCUGCCUGCUCCGUCCAGCUGGAGACAGCCCCGUGGGGCCAGCCAGCGCUGGGCCAGGAGCGGCCACCUGGUUCCUGUGUGCUGCGGCCCUGUGGGCCUGGGAGCUGCCGCUGAGGAGCACGCCGCAGGCCAGGCAUGUGAGGCCUCUGCGGGUCAUGGAGAACCUCCCUGCCGUGACCACUAAGGAGCCGACCCCCAUGGGGAGGGGUCCCGUGGGACCCUCAGGAGGUGGCAGCAGCCGGGACCAGGUCCGAACUGUGGCCAUGAGGCCCUCUGUGAGCUGGGAGAAAGCGGGGCCCGAGGAGGCCAAGGCGCCGGUGAGAGGCGAAGAGGCUUCUCCCACCCGCGCCCGUGUGGCUGGGCCUGCUGCUGGGACCCCUCCCUGCCAGAUGGGGGCUUAUCCCACAGACCUGACCCUGCAGCUGCUGGCUGUGCGGAGGAAGAGCGGACUGCGGGACCCUGACCUACAGCAGACCCUCCGGGGCCAGCUCCGCCUGCUGGAGAAUGACAGCCGGGAGAUGGCCCGUGCGCUCGGGGAAUUAUCAGCCAGGCUGCUGUCGAUCCACAGUGACCAGGACCGGAUCGUGGUGACGUUUAAGACUUUUGAAGAAGUCUGGAAGUUUUCCACCUACCACGCUCUUGGCUUCACUCAUCACUGCCUGGCAAACCUGCUCAUGGACCAGGCCUUCUGGCUGCUCUCGCCCAGCGAGGAGGAGGAGACAGCCAUCCAAGUCCACGUGGAUGAGAACGCCUUGAGGUUGACCCACGAGAGCCUCCUCAUCCAAGAAGGGCCCUUCUUUGUCCUGUGUCCUGACCACCAUGUGAGAGUGAUGACGGGUCCCGGGGAUGCAGGAAAUGGACCCAAGGACCUCAGGCAGGCUUCGGGGGCUCCCCAGGGAGAGGCGGCCCCGGAAACAGACUCUUCACCGCCGAGCCCCAGCGUGUCCUCCGAGGAGGUGGCAGUGGCAGCCACCCCGGAGCCUUUGAUUCCGUUUCAUCAGUGGGCUCUUAGGGUCCCCCAGGACCCCAUCGAUGACGCCAUGGGUGGCCCUGUGAUGCCCGACAACCCACUGAUGGCUGUGGGCCUGGCCUCGGCAUUGGCAGACUUCCAGGGCUCGGGGCCCGAAGAGAUGACCUUCCGAGGUGGCGACCUCAUCGAGAUCCUUGGGGCGCAGGUGCCCGGCCUGCCCUGGUGCGUGGGCCGACACGCAGCCUCGGGCCAGGUGGGGUUUGUGCGGAGCAGCCUCAUCAGCAUGCAGGGCCCCGUGUCCGAGUUGGAAAGUGCGAUUUUUCUCAAUGAGGAAGAAAAGUCAUUCUUCGGCGAGGGCCGCUUUUCUAAGGAGGAUGCCAGGCAGUUGCUGAGGCGGAUGUCGGGCGCUGAUGUCUGCAGCAUGUACAGCCUGGACUCAGUAGAGGAAGCUGAGACCGAGCAGCCACAGGAACAAGAAAUACCUCCACCUUGCCUGAGCCCGGAGCCACAGGAGACCCUGCAGAAGGUAAAGAAUGUUCUGGAACAAUGCAAGACCUGCCCAGGCUGCCUCCAGGAGCCAGCAUCCUGGGGUCUCUGUGCGGCAUCCAGCAAUGUGAGCUUGCAGGACCCCGAGGAGCCCUCCUUCUGCUUGGAAGCUGAGGACGACUGGGAGGACCCAGAGGCCCUGAGCUCACUGCUGCUGUUCCUGAACGCCCCCGGGUACAAGACCAGCUUCCGUGGCCUGUACGAUGUGGCGCUGCCGUGGCUGAGCAGCGUGUUCCGCAGCUUCAGCGACGAGGAGGAGCUGACUGGGCGUCUGGCACAGGCCCGGGGGGCGGCCAAGAAAGCUGGCCUCCUCAUGGCCCUGGCCAGGCUCUGCUUCCUCCUGGGGCGCCUGUGCAGCAGGAGGCUCAAGCUGUCCCAGGCCCGAGUGUACUUUGAGGAAGCGCUGGGGGCCCUGGAGGGCAGCUUUGGGGACGUGUUCCUGGUGGUGGCUGUGUAUGCCAACCUGGCCAGCAUUUACCGGAAGCAGAAGAACCGGGAGAAGUGUGCACAGGUGGUGCCCAAAGCCAUGGCCCUGCUCCUGGGGACGCCCGGCCACAUCUGCAGCACCGAGGCGGAGGGGGAGCUCCUGCAGCUGGCGCUGUGGCGGGCGGUGGGUGGCCAGAGCCUGCAGGCCGAGGGCCGGGCCUGCUUCCUGCUGGCCAGGCACCACGUGCACCUCAAGCAGCCCGAGGAGGCCCUGCCCUUCCUAGAGCGGCUGCUGCUUUUGCACAGGGACUCGGGAGCCCCAGAGGCUGCGUGGCUCUCAGAUUGCUACCUACUCCUGGCUGACAUCUACAGUCGCAAGUGCCUGCCCCACCUGGUGCUGAGCUGUGUCAAGGUGGCCUCAUUGCGGACACGGGGCUCGCUGGCCGGCUCACUGAGGAGCGUGAACCUCGUGCUCCAGAAUGCCCCCCAGCCCCACAGCCUCCCCGCCCAGACUUCCCACUACCUCAGGCAAGCGCUGGCCUCCCUGAUCCCGGGCACGGGCCAGGUGCUGCGCGGCCCCCUCUACGCCAGCUUGGCCCAGCUGUACAGCCACCACGGCUGCCACGGCCCAGCCAUCACCUUCAUGACGCAGGCAGUGGAAGCCAGUGCUGUUGCCGGCGUCCGUGCCAUUGUGGACCACCUGGUGGCCCUGGCCUGGCUGCACGUGCUUCAUGGGCAGAGCCCGGUGGCCCUGGACAUCCUGCAGUCUGUCCAGGAUGCGGUGGUAGCCAGCGAAGACCAGGAGGGCGUGAUUGCCAACAUGGUGGCUGUGGCUCUGAAGAGGAGCGGCCGGACGAGGCAGGCAGCCGAGGGCUACUACCGUGCCCUGCGGGUGGCUCGGGACCUGGGCCAGUGGAGGAACCAGGCAGUGGUGCUGGCCAACUUCGGGGCCCUGUGCCUGCACGCGGGUGCCAGCAGGCUGGCCCAGCACUACCUCCUGGAGGCUGUGCGGCUGUUCUCGAGGCUGCCCCGCGGGGAGUGUGGACGGGACUUCACUCACGUGCUCCUGCAGCUGGGCCACCUCUGCACCCGCCAGGGCCCGGCCCAGCAGGGCAAGGGCUACUACGAGUGGGCCCUUCUGGUCGCCGUGGAGAUGGGCCACGUGGAGAGUGAGUGCCCCGGUUCCUCCUGCGUGCCUUCUGGGGCCACUCGGGUCGGGGCACACCUGGGGUUUGUGAUUCAGACACAAGCGAUGGUUUUUCCACCAUCGAAAGUGCUGAGUCAUGGCAAACAGCAGAUGUUGGCAAGCGCCCUGGAGACAGGCGGUUCCCACGCAGGGCCAGGCCCUCUGUGCCCUACUGGGGGAGCCAGCUCGUCCCGGUUUGCCCAGGGACCAUCCUGCCUUGAGCACUGCAAGUCCUGCAUGCUGGGAAUCCCUGAAGUCUGGGCAACGGAUGGCCAGCUGCGGGCUGUCCAGCGGCUGUGCCACUUCUACAGUGCCGUCAUGCCCAGCGAGGCCCAGUGUGUCAUCUACCAUGAGCUCCAGCUCUCCCUGGCCUGCAAGGUGGCCGACAAGGUGCUGGAGGGGCAGCUCCUGGAGACCAUCAGCCAGCUCUACCUGUCCCUGGGCACUGAGCGGGCCUACAAAUCCGCUCUGGACUACACCAAACGAAGUCUGGGGAUUUUCAUUGACCUCCAGAAGAAAGAGAAAGAGGCGCAUGCCUGGCUGCAAGCAGGGAAGAUCUAUUACAUCUUGCGACAGAGUGAGCUGGUGGACCUGUACAUCCAGGUGGCACAGAAUGUGGCCCUGUACACAGGCGACCCCAACCUGGGGCUGGAGCUGUUUGAGGCGGCUGGAGACAUCUUCUUCAACGGGGCCUGGGAGCGGGAGAAAGCUGUGUCCUUCUACCGGGACCGGGCCCUGCCCCUGGCGGUGACUACGGGCAACCGCAAGGUGGAGCUGCGGCUGUGCAACAAGCUGGUGGCACUGCUGGCCACACUGGAGGAGCCCCAGGAGGGCUUGGAGUUUGCCCACAUGGCCCUAGCACUCAGCAUCACCCUGGGGGACCGGCUGAACGAGCGCGUGGCCUACCACCGGCUGGCCGCCCUGCACCACCAACUGGGCCACGGCGAGCUGGCCGAGCACUUCUACCUCAAGGCCCUGUCGCUCUGCAACUCGCCGCUGGAGUUUGACGAGGAGACCCUCUACUACGUGAAGGUGUACCUGGUGCUUGGUGACAUAAUCUUCUAUGACCUGAAGGACCCAUUUGAUGCAGCCGGAUACUACCAGCUGGCGCUGGCGGCCGCCGUGGACCUGGGCAACAAGAAGGCACAGCUGAAGAUCUAUACGCGGCUGGCCACCAUCUACCACAACUUCCUCCUGGAUCGUGAGAAGUCACUCUUCUUCUAUCAGAAGGCCAGGACCUUCGCCACAGAGCUCAACGUCCGCAGGGUCAACCUGCCUCCUCUGCCACUCUGUGGGUGGGCCCCCUGGUUGGCCCCCAGCCACCCUCGCUGAGGACAGCAUCUAAGGAGUGGGUUUUGUGCAAGGCAGGGGGCCUCCUGCCUCUCCUGGUGUCUCCGGUGGCUCAUUUUCUGGGAAAUGGAGGCACGAACGCAGGGGUCAAAUAGCAAUAAAUCGUUUUUUUGUUUGUUUGUUGCAAUAA
Symphalangus syndactylus (siamang) is the source of this 4848-nucleotide messenger RNA. It is a transcript of the gene SH3TC1, whose product is annotated as SH3 domain and tetratricopeptide repeats 1. Gene Ontology annotation, molecular function: protein binding. Lineage: Eukaryota; Metazoa; Chordata; Mammalia; Primates; Hylobatidae. The record is from RefSeq and is a predicted model, not a curated record.